UGGAACCAUCUUCCCCUCCACUCCACAGGUCUCCAGUCUCCUCUCUCUCCUGUCAUCUGAGAAUCUCUCCGGCAGCUUAUCUAGGGUUCACUGUUUAUCCUGCGCAGCCUGGCCACUGUCCGCAUGCCCAGGAUUAUUACUGGAGCCUCCUUUCAACACACACACGGACAUACACACAACUUUUUUUUAUCGAACUCUUAUCAAGGAGACGAAUUUGGGAGCUGUGUGUUUGCAUGCGAUGGAUCACACACUCUUUGGCUGCCUCCGCAGCCCCCAUGCCACUGUGCAGGCCCUGCACCCUGCCUUCACCCAGUCUCCACUGACUCUCCACGGACGCACGGACCACGUCUCCUACCCUGACCUGGCCUCUUCCACCGCCACCUCCUCUCCUUCGGCCUGCAUCAUCUCCGGCUAUCCCGGUGACGAGGGCCUGUUCGGCGGGCAUCACCACCAUCACCGUGGGCAUCACCCGGCACAGCAACAGCAGCAUCACCCGCCUCAGCACCAGGCUGGCUGGCACAUUCCACAGAUGCCCUCUCCUGGCAAUGCGAGCUCCCGCCACAACCUCUGCCACCCCCACCCCCACCCCCACUCUCACUCGGCCCAGGACAGUGCCCUCGCACCCCCAGACCUAGGCACCCCUGGCAGGAACAGUCUCUGUGCCAGCACCCCCAACCUGGGCAGCAGCACCCCCACAGGGGCCAAUUGUGUGCCUGCAGACUUUGGAAGACAGACACUAUCACCUGCUGAGGCAGAGAAGAGAAAUAGCAAGAGGAAAAGUGACAGCUCAGAGUCCCAAGACGGGAAUUACAAGUCAGAUGUGAGCAGCAAACCCAGGAAGGAGCGGACGGCGUUCACCAAAGAGCAAAUCCGUGAGCUGGAGGCCGAGUUCGCCCAUCACAACUAUCUGACGAGACUGAGGCGCUACGAGAUAGCAGUCAACCUCGAUCUCACAGAGAGACAAGUAAAGGUGUGGUUCCAGAACAGGAGGAUGAAGUGGAAACGAGUAAAAGGAGGUCAACAGGGGACUGUAGCGAGGGAAAAAGAACUGGUGAACGUGAAAAAGGGGACAUUGCUGCCGUCCGAAUUCUCCAGCAUAGCGGCUCUUCAUCACUCCACAGACUCCCUGGCCAAUGAGGACAGUCACGAAAGCGACCAGAGUUCUGAGCAUGCUCACUUAUGAUGCACAGCAGCAGGCCACUCCUCCGCAAAGUGGGUUCAGCCUCACAUCUCAGGAACGUCCUUAAAAGGACAUGUUAUCUGGUCAUCAUUAGCAAAGUUUAACGAUGUUAAAUAAAUGUGUACAAAUGUACAAAGAAAUGACGUGUGUUACUUGAUCUAAGAAGAUACAUGUUAGGACGUUGGUUAAACCAAACUAAGAUCACCAAUACGUUUCAAGAACUGCAAACCCAACACAGGAAUAUGAGAUAUUGCAAAAGGUCAAUUUAAUUUUACUAGGCAAGUCAGUUAAGAACAAAUUCUUAUUUUCAAUGACGGCCUAGGAACAGUGGGUUAACUGCCUGUUCAGGGGCAGAACGACAGAUUUGUACCUUGUCAGUUCGGGGAUUUGAACUUUCAACCUUUCGGUUACUAGUCCAACGCUCUAACCACUAGUCUACCCUGCCACCCCAAUGCACAUUAAGCAUAGGUUACGAACGUGCCUGCACUCAACAUUGCUCUUGGAAGCAGAACAUUUUCUUUGAAUAUUAGGAUAGAAUCAGAAUUGGUCGAAUUGUUAUGAACAUUCCAUGUUGUGUAUCUUACAUUGAAAAAGGGGCAUGUUCAUGCUUUUGAUUUGCACUGUUGAACACUUGCCUCAAUUGGUUUCUACUGUUUGUCAUAAAAAUUGCGAUGUAAUCAAAUUAUUAUCAAGUGUGCAGGAGAAUCAAAUUUGCUCAGCUAAUAUACAGUAUACUCUGAACUUAAUUAUCUGUCAUUUUCUUACCUUCGCUCUAGCAAUACUUUCUAAUACACACUAUACCACUCACACAGUAAUAAACAUUUCUGAUGUU
Molecule: messenger RNA, 2012 nt
Organism: Oncorhynchus masou masou (cherry salmon)
Lineage: Eukaryota; Metazoa; Chordata; Actinopteri; Salmoniformes; Salmonidae
Product: homeobox protein MOX-2-like
Exons: 4
Coding region: 239-1183 (314 amino acids)
Biological process (GO): positive regulation of transcription by RNA polymerase II; somite development
Cellular component (GO): nucleus
Molecular function (GO): DNA-binding transcription factor activity, RNA polymerase II-specific; RNA polymerase II cis-regulatory region sequence-specific DNA binding
Source: RefSeq, a predicted model, not a curated record